Molecule: messenger RNA, 10864 nt
Organism: Coregonus sp. 'balchen'
Lineage: Eukaryota; Metazoa; Chordata; Actinopteri; Salmoniformes; Salmonidae
Source: the annotation of a GenBank genome assembly
AUGUCCUGUUCCCUGUGUGUGUGUGUGUCAGAGCUGGGUUGCAGCCAGCAGCACAGAACCAAGGAAAGCAGCACAGUGAUGUUCCACGUGCUGUUUGUGUCCAGAGGAUAUAGGGAGGGAGAGGGAGUAAUAGAGAGAGGGACGGGAGAAGGGGGCAGAGAAAGGGAGGGUAGGAGAGUUGGAGGGGUGAGAUAUAAAGAAAGAAAGGGAUAGGAAAGAGAUGUGGAGAAGGGGCAGAGUGGGAGGGAGAGGUGGAGAUAAUGAGUGAGGGGGAGGAAGAAAUGUAGGGGGAAGGAAUGUUUCAGGGUUGGCUGUGUUUUUGUUUUUCCAUAUCAUCCCAUCUUCACUCAAUGGGGGUGGAGUAAUGGGCUGUGUGUGUCUCCUCUCAGAUGCCAAUAGCUGACUGAGCUUCAAGUAGGACCAGACUUUCACCUCAUCACAUCUCAGCUCCAGCCCUGUGCCUCAAACCUACUGUACCUAGUCCUGCAAUAGCCCUAUAUACAGUACCAGAAACAACAACAUUCUAUGGCAGCCAUGUUAGCGCACCAUUUACAUUAAAUGGGGAAUAUUUAAAUAAUGCUUUGUACCUGAAUGUCUAGAAUGAGAACAAUAUUCAAUAUUCUAAAUACCUGGCUCUGGUACAGACACAGCCCCUCUCUCCCUGCUCCUAUAAGCCUCAUACCCAACCCUCCCAACCAUAUGACAUUUACACAGCUUCACCUCAAAGAUCACAGCCUGCAUGUGUUUCACCUCCUCUUUUGAAGUUUUGUUUCUGUAAAUAUUGAUGUAGCACUCUUGUUAAUACCUAGAACCCUGCGGAAUAAGGGGCUCACUGUGCUAGCCUGUAACCUCUCAGCCCGACACUACACCAGUGGUGUGUGUGCGUUUGCUUUAGCUUGAGCUCUGGAAUAUUUCGUCACAGGAUGUGAGAUCAUGUAUGGUCUGUGAGGUCACAUCCUGUCUGGCAGUUAGGAUACAGGGUUGUAGCUGUAUUUGAUGAUUAAAUGCCCUUUUUUCUUCCUCCCCUCCCCCUUACUCCUCCUCCUGCUCCUCUUCCGUCUGUUGAUGGUAUCGAUUCAUCCCCUCAGGCAGUCUCCACUCUUCCUCAUCCCCCUCUUCCUACGCCUCCUCCCUCCCACAAAGUUAAAAGAUAUCUGUCUGUGACAGAACCUCCUCUGGUCCCUGUCAUCCUGCUAGAGCUGCUGACUGGGCUGACCGAGGCUGACCUGUCCCACACUGCCUUGCUGCUUUGUUUGGGUUUGAAACUCAGGGCAGGGUAUCAGUUGUCCAGCGGCCUGGCAGGGGUUCAGAGGAACAAAUGAAGAAAACACGUUCCUGGUUAGAUUUGACACAGGUGUACAAGCAAUGGUCUUGUACUAUUAUAUUCCUAAGAAAAGCAGAAGCCUUUCUACCCCCAUAACAUGAACAAUCUGUCACAGUAACAUUGUUUGUGCCCAGGCGUGCCAGCUUAAACAAGAGUCUUUGAACUCAAGUUGAACAGGGUGGAUCAGAUCAACAGAUCACUUCAGAGGAGGAGGGAUGAAGAGUGAGAUGAACUGAUUCCUUUUGAGCAGGAUUAAGGAAGGAUUGAGGGGUUGUAUGAAUAGAUAUACUGUAUUUGGAGGAGGAAGGAUGGAGAGAGAGAGUGUGAUGAACAGAUGCUUUUGAAGAAAGGAUGGAAACUUGUGUUCACACUUGGAGCGAUCAUGCGUUCCCCUGGACCUGUUUACCAGUAGUUUCCAGAGAGCUUCCUGCCUCCUGUGGCUUUAUAGACUUCCUAGAGCAGCAUACAGACUCUCUAGGCCUUACCUCUCCUCAUAAACAACACAAACAGGCAGGCUAGUGGUGGCGGGAACCAUAGCCUCCUCUCUCCACAGACCUACUAGAUCUAAUACAGGGUAGAAUGUAAGAAGUGAACGCUGGAUUAGUGGUAAUGUAAGAUAAACACUCAUUAUGCUGUCUACCUGACUUUUUGAUUGUAUCAGCUCUCUUUCUUUCCCCUCUGUCUGUCUCUUUCUGGGGGUUAAUCCCUCCCUCAAUCAGCUCUAAGGCACACACGCAUACUCUCUCUCUCACUGUCUCUCUCUCUCCAUCGUCUGCAGACUGGACUAAAACUUUAGGGGGCCCUCAGGAGAAUUAGGGGCCUGUGUGCGCAUGCGUGUUUUUCUCCUGCUUUCAGGGCACAAGGCCCUCAGUCACUCUCUUGUUCUCGGGCCUCUCAGCUUGUCAGCCAAGUAGAAAUGUAGGUCACAAACACAGUUCCAUACAAAGAACAUAGUUUGACAGUUGGGACACUUUGCACCAGCCUGGGAGGUGUGUGUGUGUGUGGGGGGUCAACUCUCCUUGUGUGGAACAGGCAGGGUUUGGAUAAAGGAGAGUAGGAAAAGGGGAAUCACACAAGUGAAUGUCCCUCUCUGUGCUCUGUAUGACAUCACAUUGUGUCAAAUUUGACUGUGUUUCCUGUACCCUGUGAUGCCACUUAUUGUAAACCGCAUGACGCUACGCGUGCUGUACCUCAUGAUCUGUGUGGCGUUUAGAAAACGGGCCUAUACACACCCAGUCAACAGGCCUAGUCCAGAAACCCAUUCAAACUAAUACAAGCCAAGAACAUUGAGAACAACACUCACUUCACCAUCACCUCUCUGGAUAAUUAUUGAUGGUCUCUGUGUUUCAUGUUGUUAUGCAUUGUGUUCUGUAUAUGCCUUGUUCACCAGACAGACAAUGGCUUGUAAGUCCGUAAGGCUUGAAGGAUAUAACCCAAAGUUAUAACACAAUUCAUGAACCCUUGAUACCCUCCUUUGUAAGCCCUGUUGAUAAGCCUUCUCUUUCUCUCCUGUCUGCAGUAUGCCUUCAAUGACCUGAGUGGCUCAGUGUCUCUGGCCUGGGUGGGAGAUGGCACAGGGGUAAGUAGAGUGUAAACUGUGUGUGUGUGUGUGUGUGUGUGUGUGUAUACGUAGACCUGUGUGUGUUCUGUAAAGUGUAUGUCCACCUGUAAAGCCUGUGUUGUCUCUCCACAGGUGCUUCUCGUGCUGACCACAUUCCAGGUGCCUGUCUUCAUGAUUCGCUUUGGCCAGUCUAAACUCUACCGCAGGUCAGAAACACCAGAUACAGGAGAUAAGGGUCCACUUUUACCAGUCUCAACUCAUCAGGGAUUUCAUUUCACAUUCACUUUUGGGGUCGCCCUUAAAAUAGUGGAGCUAUGAUACUUUUAAUAUAAGGAUUCCUGAUUUGUAAUGGGAGUGCCCAGUAGGUCAUUUGUACAUUGUUCCCCACUUUCUGUCUGUCUCUCUCUCUCUCGCUCGCUCUCUCUCCCAGCCAGGACUAUGGGAAGACAUUCCAGGACGUGACCCACCUGAUCAACAACACCUUUGUCCAGACUGAGUUUGGCAUCGCCAUUGGUCCCGACAACUCUGGCAGGGUCAGUACUUCUGCCCUUCAUGGCUACGUAAUGUAGACCUCUGACUGAACAGACAUAUUCUGUCUGUAUAGACUGUAUUGUACCUAGAGGAUUCAGUCAACAGAUGCACAGCUCCAGUAAUCAAACUAGUCUUUGUUUCUCUCUGGUACUACUACAUUGAGUUAUAAUUGCUCUGAUUGCCCAGAGAUUGAACACACCUGGUUUCCCAAGUAAACCAGGUCCCUGUCUCCCUGUAUUGGUGAUCUAUUGUCUCCCUUAGUGAUCUCCAGGGUUCUCCUCUGAUCCACUGUCUCUCUGUCCUCCAGGUGAUCAUGACAGGUGAUGUGUCAGAGGGAGGGGGAUCUCGGAUUUUCCGCUCGCUGGAUUUUGGACAUAGUUUUUCCCCGGCGGACCUCCCCUUCUUUCCUCUGAUUCAGACACUGUAUAACCCCAACGACAGCAACGUGCUACUGACCCUCAGCAUCACGGUACAUAACACUGACCUCUGACCCCUAACCCUGACCCUCAGCAUCAUUGUACAUAACCCUGACCUCUAACCCCUAACCCCUAACGCUUGAUUAAGGCAGCCUCAGAGGGAUUGGGUUAAAUGCAGAAGACACAUUUCAGUUGAAUGCAUUCAGUUGUACAACUGACUAGGUAUCCCCCUUUCCCUUUCCUCUUUUAAUAUGUUCUGUUUUUUCAUCCCCCUCUCCUCUCCUCCAGUUGGACCUGUGGCUGUCUGAAGACUUUGGCUCCACCUGGAGGAAGAUCCAUGACAGCGUGUGUCUGGUCAGAUGGUGAGAGCUUCCAUCAACCAAUUCAUUAAUCAAUCAGUAACAAUGGAUGUUUUUUAUGAUCUUGUUUACUUCCAAAAAAACGUCUACGUCCUCUAGCUCCAUAUUCCAAUAGCAUAUAUUUUACCUCUGAAUCUCCCCUACCCAGCUACAGGAGUUAUGUGAGGGUCUGUGUGUAUGCAUUUGAAAGUGAAUGUCUCUGUGUGUGUGUGUGUGUGUGUGUGUGUGUUUGACUUUAUUGUUGUUAUUCCAGCUGUCUUGCCUGUCAGUUGUGACCACAUAUUUGACUCCAGUUUCAGUGCAGCAACAGAAGUUCAGAUCAGGCCAAAGAGCCAGGCUGUGGUAGUUACUGCACAGUCAUCGCCUCGCACAGCAUUCUGGGAACUCUGUGGCCACAGCUUCAAUUGGAGCUCUGACCAGAAUGUGUUACACAAGCAUUUUGGGUUCCCAGGACAGUGAAUCAGGAGUCAGCAGAAUAGUGUAUAUUCAUUCCACAACCCUUGGUAGAGGCCAGUUUUACAGUGGGUUGGUGAAUAUUGUCACUUCAGCAGCAGUUGAGUGACACCUCAGUCAGGUGGGAACCAGAUGUUUUCAUUCCUUUUAAAGGGGUGUCACGGUGGGAUGAGUCCAUAUUCCACACCAUCUGUUUUGUAUAACCCUGCUACAUGUAUAUGCAUCAGGAGAAAUGUACCGGCCUCAAUCCCCAGUGAAUUGGAAAGAUCUCUGUCCGUCUCUCUCUCGCGCUUUUUCUCUCUCUCUCUCUCGUCUGCCUCUGUCUCUCUUUUUGUGUGUGUUGUCUAAAGGUCCGUCUGUCUGUGUGAUCCUAGGGGUCCUGUGGACAGCAUCUACUUCACCACAAACUCUAAUGGAUCCUGCAGUGAGUAGACCAUGACUACAGUAACACAACCUCAUGUCAACACAACACAAAUAACAACAAAUAACUCACUAACAGUAGAAUAAUUGAGCCAGAUAUCUGUCCAGAGAGACUGCACUAACAAUAACACAGCCACACGAUUCACAAUACACAACAGCACACACAAUGAUACACUACAUGACCAAAAGUAUAGGGACACCUGCUCGUCGAACAUCUCAUUCCAAAAUCAUGGGCAUUAAUAUGGAGUUGGUCCCCACUUUGCUGCUAUAAAAGCCUACACUCUUCUGGAAAGGCUUUCCACUAGAUGUUGGAACAUUGCUGCGGGGACUUUCUUCCAUUCAGCCAGAAGAUCAUUAGUGAGGUCGGGCACUGAUGUUGGGUGAUUAGGCCUGGCUCGCAGUCGCCGUUCCAAUUCAUCCCAAAGGUGUUCGAUGAGGUUAAGGUCAGGGCUAUGUGCAAGGCCAGUUAAGUUCUUCCACACUGAUCGACAAACAAUGUCUGUAUGGACCUCGCUUUGUGCACGGGGGCAUUGUCAUGCUGAAACAGGAAAGGGCCUUCCCCAAACUGUUGCCACAAAGUUGGAAGCACAGAAUCGUCUAGAAUGUCAUUGUAUACUGUAGCGUUAAGAUUUCCCUUCACUGGAACUAAGGGACCUAGCCCGAACCAUGAAAAACAGCCCCACACAAUUAUUCCUCCUCCACCAAACUUUACAGUUGGCACUAUGCAUUGGGGCAGGUAGCGUUCUCCUUGUAUCCGCCAAACCCAGAUUCGUCCGUCGGACUGCCAGAUGCGUGAUUCAUCACUCCAGAGAAGGUGUUUCCACUGCUCCAGAAUCCAAUGGCGGCGAGUUUUAUGCCACUCCCAGCCGACGCUUGGCAUUGAGCAUGGUGAUCUUAGGCUUGUGUGCGGCUGCUCGGCCAUGGAAACCCAUUUCAUGAAGCUCCCGACAAACAGUUAUUGUGCUGACGUUGCUUCCAGAGGCAUUUGGGAACUCAUUAGUGAGUGUUGCAACCAGACGAUCUUUAUGCGUUUCAGCACUCGGCGGUCCCGUUCUGUGAGCUUGUGUGGCCUACCACUUUGCGGCUGUGCCGUUGUUGCUCCUAGACGUUUCCACUUCACAAUAGCAGCACUUACUGUUGACCGGGGAAGCUCUAGCAGGGCAGAAAUUUGAUGAACUGACUUGUUGGAAAGGUGGCAUCCUAUGACUGUGCCACGUUGAAAGUCAUUGAGCUCUUCAGUAAGGCCAUUCUACUGCCAAUGUUUGUCUAUGGAGAUUGCAUGGCAGUGUGCUCGAUUUUAUACACCUGUCAGCAACGGAUGUGGCUGAAAUAGCCAAAUCCACUAAUUUGAAGGUGUGUCCACAUACUUAUGUAUAUAUAGUGUAUAUAGAUUAGCAAAUAAUCUCUAACUUUGGACUGAUAACAAUCAUAUGUGUUUUGACUUUUCUCUUUCCCUCUCCCCCUUCAGAUGAUAAGGGCAUGUUGGAGCUGAAGAGGUCUCUAGACUAUGGCAAGAACAUCAAGACCAUCGCCAGCAAGAUCUACUCCUUCGUACUGGGAGGACGCUUCGUCUUUGCCUCCAUCAUGACUGGCUCGGUGUGUGUGUGUGUGUGUGUGUGUGUGUGUGUGUGUGUUGUGUUACGUUGGUAUGUUUGUCCCUCUAUGUGUGUUUACACAGUAAAGUCUGUGUGUGUGUUCCUCAGGGUACCCAGCGUAUGAUCCAUGUGUCAGUAGAUGGUGGUGACUUGUGGAACAUGGCUCAGCUCCCUACCGUCGGCCAUGAGCAGUUCUACUCCAUAUUGGCAGCCAGCGACGACAUGGUGUUCAUGCACGUAGACGAACCUGGAGGUCAGUCAGAACACACACACACAAUUAUGGAUUAAGAUUAUCUUUCUUAGAUGUGUGUCUUUGUUAAGAUCUCGCUUCUCCCUUUCUGUCCUCCCAGAUAAAGCCUUCGUCUACAUGACAAUAGAUGAUUGAUUACGCUUUAUUUACUUUGUGAAACAUUGUGACAGACACUGGCAUAGGGACCAUCUACAUAUCAGAUGACAGAGGAACGCUCUACUCCAAGUCUCUGGAGCGCCACCUCUACACGGCCACAGGGGGCGACACUGACUUCACCAACGUCACCUCGCUCAGGGGCGUCUACAUGACCAGCGUACUCACAGAGGGUGGGUCUACACUGCCACACAUGGACACACAGACACACAGUUUUGGUGAAGUGUUUUUCUAUGCAGUCUGACCACCCCCCUCCCCUCCCUCUGUAGACGGCUCAGUGGAGACUGUGGUGUCGUUUGACCAGGGGGGGGAGUGGCGGCCGCUACAAAGGCCUCGGAACAGCCCCUGUGACGCUGAGACCACCACCAACCGUCCGGACCGAGUGAGACACACACACACACACAACCCUGUGAUUAUAAAUGUGUGCUUUAGCAAUACUGUAUAUACCUUUGUAUUUCAUGGCAACCUUUGUAUUUCAUUAGUGUUUUGUCCUUGUCCCUUAUCCUCUCUGUGUGUCUACAGUGCAGCCUGCACAUCCACGCCUUAUACAGCAUCUCUAUGAAGAUGAACGUCCCUCUGCUGCCCCUCACACAGUCCAACGCUAUAGGCCUCAUCCUGGCUCAUGGUAACACACACAAUACACACCAGACAUACUCACCGCGGUCUGGAUCCGGACCCAGAACGGGGUUCAUUUCUAUUUAUCUUUUCAACUUACUGCUGUUGAGAGUUGUAAUAGUAGAAUGUACAAGGUGGAAUGGAGAAAUGUGGAAGUGCAUGGGCAGUUAUUUCAUUCAAUGUCAGAAAUGUCCAGUUAAUCAAAUAGCCCCCUCAAACUCAACUCUGGACCUCGAAGCCAGUUCCACUUCAUUGUUCCCCUCUAAUCAGGGACUGACUUACACCUGGCACACCAGAUGGGUGCAAUUAAUUAUCAGGUAGAUCCGAAAACCAGCAGUUGCCGGAACUCGUUGGGGUAAGAGUCGAAUACCUCUGACACUAGCGCAUGUUAGCUUGGUAGCUGGUUAGCCCAACUUACCUAUCUAAAUAUUGUAGUUAUCAUAGCCAGAUUACAUGCCCAGGGGCCUCCAUUGAUUUUGUUGAGUCACUCCAGUAUCAUAUGAACACACAAGACAUGGCAAAAUGUGUAGAAUUGCAGGAAAUGAGCUUUAAAACAGCAACAUUUUCUCUCUGCCAAUAAGAGAAGUGUGAACAGACUGAUCAGUUUGGGGUUGCAUGGAUUGUGAGGUGGAGGUUUGUUACUACGCCAAUAAAUGACAAUAUCCAUCCGGAUCUUUGCCACCUUCGAACGUCUUAUACACAGAGCCCAAAAAUAACACAAACACAGGCUCACCCUAUGGAGCACUAGAGUAAUGGAACAUUCAUAUCCCUAUUCCUUCACUCCCCUCGCUGUCUCUCUUUCUCUGUCUCCAGGUAGUGUGGGUGACCCAGCGUCUGUGCUGUCUCCUGAUGUGUAUGUGUCUGAUGAUGGGGGCUACUCCUGGCUGAGAGCAUUAACCGGACCCCACCACUAUGCCAUCCUAGACUCUGGAGGCCUAUUGGUGGCUGUCGAACACACAUCUGCACCCGUCAACCAGAUCAAGUGAGUGAAAGAGAGAGAGACAGACUGAAAUGGAGGAGGUUCUCCCAUUUCAAAUCUUUGCACUCAGGUUGAUAAUGAUGCUGAGGACUUUUCCCCCUCCACCUCCCACUCCUCCUCCAUCUCCCCUGCAGGUUUUCCACAGACGAGGGCCAGUGUUGGCAUGUGUAUAACUUCACCAGUGAGCCGCUGUAUUUCACAGGGCUGGCGUUGGAGCCUGGAGCCCGCUCUAUGAUCCUCAGCCUGUGGGGGUACAGAGUGGGCCUGCAGGGUCCCCUCAGCCAGUACUGGGUCUCUGUUACCAUCGACUUCAAACAGCUACUCUCCACAGACUGUGAGUGGACUGUGUGAGUGCGUGCAUGUGUACAUGUGCUUGUGAUUGCGUUUGUGUGUGUUUGUGGCUGUGCUUACUGGUCUGUGUCCCCCUGCAGGUGGGGAGGGGGACUACGUUCAGUGGUUGGCGCACUCUGAUGACCUCAGCAACCCCAGUGACGGAUGCAUUCUGGGAUAUAAGGAGCAUUUCCUGCGGCUGAGGAAGGAUUCUGUCUGCUGGAACGGACGUGAUUAUGUCAUCACCACCCAGCCCACCCCCUGCCCCUGCACGCUGGACGACUACCAGUGGUCCGCACCUCAUAAACCUUCCCUUCUAUGUUACUACUCACUCUCUCUUUACCUUUAAUUUUGCUCCCUUUCCUCCCCUCACCCAUUCAGAGGGGUUGGGUUAAAUGUGGAAGACCCAUUUCAGUUGAAUGCAUUCAGUUGUGCAACUGACUAGGUAUCCCCCUUCCCUUUCCCUUAUCUCGUCCAUCUUUCACCAUCACCUCUCUAUCUCUCCUUGUGUUCAAGCAAACAACUGACAUAUGCAUCUCUCUCGCUCUCGGUCUGUCUGUCUCUGUCUGUUGUAGUGACUAUGGGUACUACCGUGCAGAGAACAGUUCUGAGUGUGUGGAGCAGGCAGACCUGAAGGGCCAUGUUCUGGAGUUCUGUCUUCACGGCACCACAGAACAGCUGCAGACCAGCGGGUAAGGAGCUCACCUCACCACAACUAAAAACACACAGCUGUUGCACAGCAUAAGUAAAUAUUGUCACUGUCUCUCUCUCCUUCCAUUUUUCACUCUUUCUUCUGCUCUCCAUCCUAAAGCUACCGGAAGAUUCCAGGCGACCGGUGUGAGGGCGGGAUCCAGCCUAAGAGGAAGGAGAUUGAUCUGAGGAGAAACUGCAUCAGCAAUGCACUCCACCCAAAACCCCUGGUCAGUGGUAGCAUUCCUGAUACAGCAUCUGGUAAAGUCUUUGUCAGGCUCAAGGAGUAGGAAAUACCAUUCAAGACUUAAGUUAACACCCCUCUCCUUCUCUCCCUCUCUCUCUCUCUCUCUCUCUCAGACUGAGGCCAACUUGUUAAGCUCUGCCUCUAUAGUACUGGUUGUAAUGGUGAUUCUGCUCAUCAGUGCUGCCACAGGGGUUAUGCUCAUCAAGAAAUAUGUCUGCGGAGGGAGGUCAGUUUACCUCAUCUAUCUCCUCCCCAACCUUUAUCCUCCCUGUGUGUACAGUAUGUGACUGUGUGGUUAUCUUUCUCAGGUUCCUGGUACACAGAUACUCAGUGCUACAGCAGCAUGUGGAGGCCAAUGGGAUAGAGGGAGUGGAUGAACUGGACACACACACCACCGAGAUGGGCAAAACACACUACCACGAAGACUCAGAUGAGGUACACACACUACUAGCAUACACAGACACACACAGUUUUUGUGUGACACAGCGAUUCUGUGUACAGUACAUUACUAGUACAUUCCUGCUCUUGUCCUGCCUCAUGCACUCGGCUCUGUUAGUGUUUUUCCUCACAAUAUUCUCUCUCUCAUUGUGUGUGUGUGUGUUUGUGUGCGAAUAUCUUUGUACGUGUGUGUUUUCCCGCCCAGGACCUCUUGGAGUGAGAAGCGAGCUGCGAGAGACUUAAUCCGCCACCCUGACAGCCUACACAAGACUACUCCCUCCCAGCAUUGCCUCUCCUCCUCCUGCCGCCACUAACACUGCAGCUGCUCUGAGACUCCACUCAUACUCAAUGACUGCGAACAGUUCUUACAUACCUCUUCCCUUCCCAAGGACACUGGCACUAAAGAGAUUUAUCAUGUCCUGCAGAGGGCUGGAGAGCAGUGGGGCAGGGGGCUGGGGGCCUGUGGAGGGGAGCGCGGAGGAGAGCUUUUGUGUCCUCAAUGA